AUGCUGCGGAUACAAGGGCAGCAGGGCUGGGUAGGGUCUGGGCCGAGUGCGCAGUGGAUGCUGAGAGAGAGAGAAGAAAAAAAAAAAAAAAAAAAAAACACACUGCAGCUUCUUGUCGAAAUGGGUAUCAUUUUGAGAUGCAACUGGCACACUUUUACGGAUGCAUGCUUUAUACUGAAUUCAAGACACUCCUCGCGUUGUAAUGAGGGCCAUAAGAUGUUUUUUUCAAAUGUCUAGGCUUAGGUAAAUUGUUGCAAUAAAUAAAUGCAACGUUUUUGUCAAUUCUCGGCUGUCCUUUUUGGUGCAGAUUUAUAAUCACCCUAAUCCUCACAAAUCCUUCAGUUAAGCACCAUGCUGACCAGUAUCACUGAGGGGAUCCUGUGCUGUCUGACUGGGAAGGCUGCCAGCCUGGUCUUACCCCUGGAGUCAUCAGAACCCUCUGACGGGUUUGAGUUUGUGGAGGUGAAACCUGGGAGAGUUUUGAGAGUGCGACAUAUCAUCCCUGAACGUCCGCCUGUAGUGACUGAAGACCAGACUCCAGACACGGAGGCGGCAGAUGACCAAUGUGAUGACGGCUCUCCUGAGGAUUCUAAUACUGAGGCCAAAACAAGCAGCAGCGUCCACUGCAAGAGGAAGAUCACCGUCUACCGCAAUGGCCAGCUGGUGAUUGAGAAUCUCGGAGAUGUUUUGCACUCUGAGAUCCUGCAGUGUCAGGAUGGGGAUCUGGAGCCCUGCAGUACUGUAGAGGUGGAGCUGGCUGACUACAAAGAAAUGGCCUCUUCUCCAGACCCCAACCCUGUUCCUCCGCCAGUUCCCCCACCUCCUGGAGAACAGAAACCUGCUCCACCUCCUCGCCGGCGCCGCCGCAAGCCUAAGCGCACUGUUUUAAUAGACUCCAAGAGGGUGAUUUCAAGCUGCAAAGGUACACACUCAGAUGUAGCGCUGUUCUUUGUGCAUGGUGUAGGAGGCUCUCUGGACAUUUGGAGCAGCCAACUGGACUUCUUCUCUCGGUUGGGCUACGAGGUGAUCGCACCAGACCUCGCAGGACAUGGAGCGAGCACUGCCCCACAGAUUGCAGCAGCAUACACUUUUUAUGCCCUGGCAGAGGAUCUACGUGCCAUCUUUAAGAGAUAUGCCCGCAAACGCAACAUUCUUAUCGGCCACUCAUAUGGAGUCUCAUUUUGCACCUUCCUGGCACAUGAGUAUCCUGAUCUGGUCCAUAAAGUGGUGAUGAUCAAUGGAGGUGGUCCCACAGCUUUGGAGCCCAGCCUCUGCUCCAUCUUCCAGCUGCCAUCGUGUGUCCUUCACUGUCUGUCGCCCUGCCUGGCCUGGAGUUUCCUCAAAGCUGGAUUUGCUCGUCAAGGCGCCAAAGAAAAGCAGCUGUUGAAGCAGGGCAAUGCCUUCAAUGUGUCUCCUUUUGUUCUGCGUGCCAUGAUGAGUGGUCAGUACUGGCCUGAGGGGGAUGAGGUCUACCAUGCUGAGCUCACUGUGCCCAUCCUCCUGGUUCAUGGCAUGUGUGACAAGUUUGUGCCCAUGGAUGAAGACCAGCGGAUGGCAGAGAUCCUCCUGUUUGCAUUCCUAAAAGUCAUUGAGGAAGGAAGUCACAUGGUCAUGAUGGAGUGUCCUGACACAGUUAACACCCUCCUCCAUGAGUUCUUUUUAUGGGAACCUGACAUGUCCAGAAAAGACAGCAAGGACAGCACAGAGAAGACAGUCAGUGACACUCUUCAGACACUGAGAUUCAAUAAGUCAAUGGACAAAUAACCAAAGCAGUCUAGUUUCAUGACGGAAUCAAGCAGAAGGCCUUUUUUGCCAGUUGACAUGGGUUCCUAAGGCUGCUCCAAGGCUGAGAGCUGUUAUAAACAGGGCCACAUCUUAAAGAUGAGGAAGGCCACUGGUGCUCCAAGAUAAAGCAGGACUUAGACACGGUGUCAAGAGAUGGACGAACAUACAGAAAGGAACAGAUGCAAAUACACAGUCAGUUUCUGCUUUGCUUUUGAUACCAUUUUGUGCUCUAUUGCGCCUUUUUUUUUUUUUUUUUUCAGAAUGACAAUAUGUGGAGUUUGAAAGAAUUAUGUCUAUUUGUGAUUUGUGUAUGAAAUGUUUCUGAUUACUAGAAGAUGCAAAAGUCUUAAAAUUCAUGAAAUGGUGUCUGGAUUGCUUCAACUUCAUCUUAUAUAUUCUGUAAACUACUGCAGCCCAUCUGCUAAACCUUCAUGAAAUGAAAAUGAAGUUCUAAAUGGGCCCAUAUUAUGCCUGUUAUUAAUGGGAAACUGGUCAUAAUAUGCAGUGAACUAAGGAAUCACAGAUAUGAUUUCCAUGUAAGAUGAUGAAGAGCUGCUUAUACUGGGUGUUGGAGUGCAAAUCAUUUAAAGACACAUAUAUACUAUAUAUAGACAAGUACAUGCAAAAUGUAAUUACUAAUUGCACCACAUGCACAUUUAAAUCACUUAAUAUCUAAAAUACCAACAGAUUUAAUGUUCAGAUUCCAUUUCAGACACCUACAGUAUUAACCAAAUCCAUAGUUCAUAUCCAACAUCAAGAUUUUAUUUUAAAAUAAGCAAAUCUAUACUAAAUUAAAGAACUUUAUUUUGAUAUAAUACACUCUCAGAACCUCUAAACUUAAAAUACUACAUGUUAAGCACAAUGCAACCUAUUCAUCAGUUCAUGUCUGCAUGAAAACAUGAAUAACAUUCAGUAACUUGGUUGAGGUGAAAUGGUUACAAACACAAACAUGGAUGACAAAGGAUUCUCCUACUUCAGUAGUAUUUUACAGUGAUAUCCAAAGGAUGCAAAGUACCAAGGCCCUGCAUGACUUCAGAAAGUAAAAAUUGCCAUAUAUUCUUAUAUGAAAAGAUUCCCGAGGCAUUCCUCUAAUCAUUGGGUCUUAAUAUGUACUCAAAGUAUUAUUUUGCCUUUAUCUCAAACAACAGAAACUGCCAUAAUUGUUUAUGGUUGUACUGACCGCUUUAAGUUGUUGUGUCUCUAAGCUGUUAAAUGCAAAAGAAGUGUGUCCUCUUAGUACUCUCCAGUCCACCCUAUUUAUCUCUUAGUGUAAGUCUGAAUGAAUGAGCUUAACAUUACGCUCACUGAAAGACAUUCAUUUAUGGGUGUUGCUUUGUCUCAUAGUGGGACCGUUAUGUGCAAGUAAAAGCACAGUCUAAUAUGCUUCUUGACAGUGCUUAUCUGUUGACUACUGGUUGAUUUAAAACCUGGUGUCCAGUGCAUAUUCAGAUAUGAGUUGGCCUUUAGGAGGAAAUCCCCUUGAAAAGAGGGACACUCGCCACUCUGGUCUGUUAAAUAUGUAUUUUGAAUAAAAGGGGAUGCAACAAAGGUCUUAUGCAACUGGGAACAAAGAAAAAGAGAAACUAUGGAGAAUACACCGACCUAGCUGGCACUAACACUUCUAUUACAUUAUAUGUUCACUAUGAACUCUCCAAAAACCAACAAGUGCUGCUGAUGCUGUGUACUGUAUGUCUCCUUUGGUGUAAAAGGUCUGUAAAACUGUAUGGACAACAGGGUGCACAUGUACUUCCUCUUCUGCUAAAAGUGUGCAUAUACAAAUUGUCAGUGCUCCAGUGUGCUAUAUCUUUUUGUGGUUAAUAAAAUGUGUUAAUAUUACUGUUGCAUUUAUUCAUGGGAAUCAUAAUAUAUGCACUGCCUGAAUGUAGAUGCAUAUAACAUUAUAUAGCCUAUCAAAACAGUUGGAUUUAUUGUAUGAAUGUGCCUUUCCUGGCAUGAAAUAAAACAGAUGUUCACAGUC
Messenger RNA from Sphaeramia orbicularis (orbiculate cardinalfish), 3763 nucleotides. RefSeq names its product protein ABHD8-like. Gene Ontology annotation, cellular component: mitochondrion. Gene Ontology annotation, biological process: lipid homeostasis; phosphatidic acid biosynthetic process. Gene Ontology annotation, molecular function: carboxylic ester hydrolase activity; lysophosphatidic acid acyltransferase activity. The record is from RefSeq and is a predicted model, not a curated record. Bases 352 to 1764 code for a protein of 470 amino acids. NCBI's taxonomy places the organism in Eukaryota, Metazoa, Chordata, Actinopteri, Kurtiformes, Apogonidae. The transcript has 5 exons.